Actinia tenebrosa (Australian red waratah sea anemone) is the source of this 1935-nucleotide messenger RNA. Its product is annotated as tyrosine-protein phosphatase non-receptor type 9. Gene Ontology annotation, molecular function: protein tyrosine phosphatase activity. Gene Ontology annotation, biological process: protein dephosphorylation. The record is from RefSeq and is a predicted model, not a curated record. NCBI's taxonomy places the organism in Eukaryota, Metazoa, Cnidaria, Anthozoa, Actiniaria, Actiniidae.
UGUGGCUCAUCCGAUCAUCAAAACAUGGCGGAAGAUAGGACUGGUUUCACAGAGACAGAAAAAGAGGCUAUCACGAUAUUCCUGACACAGAUCAACAACGAUCGGACGAAACAUGGCCUCAGUCCAAUCGGUACAUCGACUGCUAUCAAAUUCCUUAUAGCUAGAAAGUUUGAUCCAGAAAGAGCUAUAGAAUUAUACAGAAAUCAUCAGGACAAAUGUGUUAUGUAUGGCCUGAAUGAAAUGUCUCCCUACGAUGAUCCCAUGAGACAAGAGUUACUGUCUGGGAAGUUUACAGUUUUGGAGAAACCUGACCCUGAAGGAGCAGCAAUAGCAAUGAUUAAUGCAAGCCUACAUUUUCCAGAAUUAACCACUCAUGAUACUGUCAUCAAAGGAAUGGUUUUUCAACUUGAUGAGGCAACCAAAGAUGUCGUAACUCAACGUAAUGGCCUUAUUCUAUUAUAUGACAUGUCCAACUCAUCGUACAAGAACUUUGAUUAUGAACUUAGUCAUAAAGUACUGGACUUAUUAAAAGGUUGUUAUCCAGCCAGGUUGAAGCGAGUAUUUAUUAUCUCUCCUCCUUUAUGGUUCAAAGCUAUCCUCCUUAUUCUCUCAAGUCUUUUACGAGAAAAGAUACGUGAAAGAAUAGAAAUUGUUUCAUCUGAGCAGCUCCAAGAGAAACUACCACUGGAAAAUAUUCCCAAAACACUUGGAGGAACAUUGCCUGUUGAUCACUUCUCUUGGUUGAAUAAGUGUCUUGCUUCUUAUGCAGAGACACUCGGUGUCAAUGAUAUUCCUGACUCACCUAAAACCACAGAAAAUGGAUGGGAGUCUACUACAGAAGGCAGGGGAUGGGAUAGCAGACAGCCACAAUGUGAACCAGGAGUUGAGGAAACUAUGAAUGAAGUAGCAGACUUUGGAGAGCCUGUUAUGAGUGUCUCAGAGUUUAUGCAGCACGUGAGAGAGCUAGGAAAGCGAGGCAUUAAAGCACAGUAUAUGGAACUGAAGAGCUUGCCAUUGGAAGGAGUUUUUGAUAAAACAAGGUUGCGAGUCAAUGUCAGGAAAAAUCGGUACACUGAUGUGUUGUGCUUAGAAGGAACACGAGUUCCUCUCACUCCUAUAGAUGAGGAUGAUUUUUCUGAUUAUAUACAUGCUAAUUAUGUGGAUGGUUACAAGCAACCAAAAGCCUUCAUCGCUACACAAGGUCCAUUGCCAAAUACCACAGGGGAUUUCUGGCGUAUGGUAUGGGAGCAAAAGUCUGUUGUAGUCGUUAUGAUAACACGACCCAAACAAGUCGUACAAUAAUGCAUUUUCAAAUGACUUCGUGGCCAGACUUCGGUGUGCCAUCUUCAGCCGAGUCAUGCUUACAUAUCCUAGGCCUGGUACGACAAGCUCAGGCCUCGGCCGUGUUGGCCCUAUGGUCCAGUUGGACAGGGCAUCCCUCAGGCCCACCAAUGGUGGUCCAUUGCAGCGCAGGUGUCGGGCGUACCGGGACCUUUUGCACUAUAGACAUUAACAUAGAAAGGAUGAAAAAACAAGGAACAUGUGAAAUCUCCAACACCGUCAAAUAUUUGAGGAACCAGCGAGCCCACAUGAUACAAACACCCGAUCAGUAUGAGUUCUGUCACCUUGCAGUUCUCGAGUUCGCGCUGUCUCUGCCAAUGCUUUCUGACUCUGAAAAAGAAGAAAUUGCUAGAUUCCUAAACGAGUGGCGAAGCGCAGAAGAUUCUUCGAGCGAAAGUGAUUAAAAUAGGACCUAUUUUCUUGGGAUAUUUCAAGACGCAUUGCGCACAUCAUUUUUUCUCGUUUGCAAUAUUUAAGAGAUAACUAAUCUAUAAUGUUAAGCAAAUACAAUAAGCGAGCUGAACCCCGUGAUCUAUGACUAGCAAAUUUGUAAAUACGAAUUAAGUGCGAAAAAUAAAGAACUAAAUAAUAGAA